Glossina fuscipes is the source of this 1846-nucleotide messenger RNA. RefSeq names its product pantothenate kinase 3 (gene fbl). The record is from RefSeq and is a predicted model, not a curated record. NCBI's taxonomy places the organism in Eukaryota, Metazoa, Arthropoda, Insecta, Diptera, Glossinidae. Gene Ontology annotation, molecular function: pantothenate kinase activity; ATP binding. Bases 237 to 1724 code for a protein of 495 amino acids. Gene Ontology annotation, biological process: coenzyme A biosynthetic process. Gene Ontology annotation, cellular component: nucleus; cytosol. The transcript has 8 exons.
CUUUCAGUCAGUUUCUCAUUUGCCUAUCGUUACACAUCUAUUUUUUGUUUUUCUUUUUUGUUAAUUACAAUUUCUUGUUUUUUAUUUCUUAUUUUUCACCCCGUCAAAUUAUUUCACGAUUAAGAGCUCAAGCGAUUUUUAUAUUGUAUUCGACAAGCAAUCUUUAAAUGAAACAUUAAACAUUAAAUUAAUAAAAGUUUUAAUUUUCUUCAAGUAAUUUUACUAAACUUACUGAAAUGAAGGUACGAACGUGUAAUCACUCAACUUUUAAUCUGAAAAACUACAAAUUUCAAGCAGUCAGCGGUAAUAUAAACGGAAUUGGAAAAAAACCCAAUGGUCUAGCAGCAGUACAUUAUAAUAAUAAUAGUAAACGUAAAUUUUUACGGCCUUCCCUAAAAAUUGUAAAUCCCGAAAAAAACAACUCAGAAACUAAAAUUGCUAAAGAAAGUAAAUACAAAGGUAAUAUGGUGGAAAUAAACGUUUUUCCUAAUACAAGACAACAAUUAGAACAUGAAAUACGCACUAAAGCGUCUGCUGUGAUAGAGGAUGAACUUCUCAUGUCAAUGCCUUGGUUUGGAAUGGAUAUUGGUGGCACUCUAACAAAACUUGUGUAUUUUGAACCUAAGGAUAUUACGCCUGACGAACAAGAUCAAGAAGCGGAAAGCUUACGAAGUAUUCGACGUUAUUUAACAAAGAAUUCUGCUUAUGGUAAAACAGGCCACCGUGAUACUCAUUUACAGAUGGAUAACGUGGAAAUACGACAGCGCCGUGGGUCCCUGCAUUUCAUACGAUUUCAAACAACAGAUAUGGGUAAUUUUCUAUCAUUAGCAAAACAAAAAGGCAUGGCGGAAUUGGUGACAACAGUAUGCGCGACAGGCGGAGGGGCAUUUAAAUUUGAAAAUGAUUUUCGUGAGCAAGUGAAUAUGAAAUUGGCGAAAUUCGAUGAACUAGAUACGUUGAUCAAAGGUAUUUUGUUUUCCGAAGUUCAAAACCGGACGGAAUGUUAUUAUUACGAAAAUGCUCGAGACAUAACAAAAAGUGAGAAGCGAGUUUACGAUUUCUCCCAACCGUAUCCGUUCAUUUUGGUAAAUGUUGGAUCUGGCGUAUCAAUAUUGGCCGUUUAUGGACCCGAUAAUUACAAACGCGUCUCCGGUACAAGUUUGGGUGGUGGUACAUUUUUGGGUUUGUGUUGCCUUCUGACUGGCUGCAAUACAUUUGAAGAAGCAAUACAGUUAGCCACUAAAGGCGAUAACCGAAAAGUAGAUAAACUAGUGCGUGAUAUCUACGGCGGUGAUUACGAUCGUUUCGGUUUGACGGGUGAUUUAGUAGCUUCUAGUUUUGGUCAAAUGCACAUCAGAGAUAAACGUGCAUCGGUUUCGCGCGAAGAUCUUGCGAACGCGACUUUAGUUACUAUUACCAAUAACAUUGGUUUAAUUGCCCGCAUGUGUGCUCUCAAUGAGAAAAUGGAUAAAGUUGUAUUUGUUGGAAACUUUUUACGAGUUAACCCGAUUGCUAUGAAAUUGCUAGCGUACGCCAUGGAAUUCUGGUCAAAUGGGACGCUCAAAGGUUUAUUUUUGGAACACGAAGGUUAUUUUGGAGCUCUAGGUUGUUUGUUACAAUUUAAUGGGGAAAUAGCUGCAGCUCUUAAUGAAACUUCCGAUAAAACUGCAGUGAAUAAUCCACCGCCGUCAGCACUUUUUUCGCAGUCGGCUCCCCAAAGAUAGUUACAAGGCGUAAUGAAACCUAUUAUUUCGUUUAAAAAUAAGAAUUUUUUUUUUUUAAUUGAUUAUAACACUUAUUCUUGUAAGUUGAUGGUGCAGUUUAUAUAAAUUCGCUUUCAAUGCAA